Molecule: messenger RNA, 735 nt
Organism: Pedinophyceae sp. YPF-701
Lineage: Eukaryota; Viridiplantae; Chlorophyta; Pedinophyceae
Source: the annotation of a GenBank genome assembly
AUGGCAUCUAGCUCAGCCGCUCAGCGCAGCGGCGCCCCGCCCACCUUCCGGUGCAUCCGCCCGCCGCCUACGGCCAACCACGCCGGCGACAAGCCCAAGCUCAGCGGCGUCGUCUUCGACAUGGACGGCACGCUGACGGUGCCGGUGAUAGACUUCGCGGAGAUGCGUCGGCGCGUCGGCGUGGGUCCCACGGGCGACAUCCUGGACAUAAUUGCCUCGUGGAGCCCCGCGGAGCAGGAGCGGGCGCGGCGGGUGCUGGCGGAGGUGGAGGACGAGGCGAUGGAGCGGAUGAAGGUCAUGCCGGGGGUGCCGCGGGUGUGCGAGCUGCUGGACAGGGCGAAGGUCCCGCGGGGCCUCGUGACCCGCAACGUGAUUCGCAGCGUCAACCACUUCCACGACAACCACCUGGAGCACCCGCCGUUCUCGCCAGCGUUCGGGCGCGAGUGCGGGCUGCCGUACAAGCCCGACCCUGGGGCGCUGCUGCACGUGUGCGGGAUCUGGGGAGUGGACCCGCGCUUCGCUGCCAUGGUCGGGGACAGCGCCAAGGACGACAUCGUCGCGGGGAACCGCGCCGGGAUGACGACGAUCCUCCUCGACACGCACGGCCGGUACGAUCCAGACAACAUGCCGGACCCCGAGCAGGUCCCCACGUACUAUGUUACCACCAUGGACGCCGUCGGAGACGUGUUCGAAUCGGACUUCGACUUGUGCGCGCCCGAAGUCCGGCCAACCUGA